CACACGCGGCCACGCGCUCCGCCCGGCCUCGCUUACCUCGUGCGCGCGUGUACGCACAAGCCGGGCCCUUCCGACCUCCAAAGGGCCGCGCGCCGCGGCGCCGGAAAAGGGCAGCAUAUAAGGAGAGCAACACCAACGGCGCCCCAGCCUCUCCAUCUCUCCCUCGCUCGUCUCUGCCGGCCUCGAUAGGCUCAGCAUCAGCUCCCCCGUUAGUUCCUUCUCCCAUCCCGGCCGUGACAUGCACGCCUUGACAUAAACGACUCUAGCUAGCUGCCUCUCUCGUUUCUUCUUCUUCUCCACAGUCCACACACCCACCAAACCCGGCACAAGACACCCGCCGGCCCAGAUAUAAAGCAGAGCGCACUUGUGCGGCCGAGAGGCACAUCGUUCGAUCGACGUGUAGAGCGAGGGAGCAAGGUGAUCUAUGGUGUUGAGGGCUUGCGCAAUGGAGGGUGCGGCGGCGGCGGGGGGCAGUUUCGGCGUGCCGUACUACGAGUGGCUCAAGCCGCGGUCGUCAUCGUCGCCUCCGCCGUCGCCAUCGUCCUCCUCGUCGACGUCCUCGACGCUCUCGACGCCAUCGAUCGACCACUCAGCCGUCGAUGGCCAUGGCCGCGACGCCAUGAUGUGCCUGCCGCUUCUUGGUAGGCUCGAAGGGAGGGCGACGACUCCUGAUCGUGGCCAGAACCCUGUCAAGGAAGAGCUGAUGAUGAGCAAUAUCACUGCUACCACCGGCGCGCGGGGAGGGGCCACCGCCGGUGUUGACCUGAACAUCGGCCUGCCGGCGAUCGGCGGCUAUAGCUCCGAGGAGGCGCCCAUCGACGACGAAGACAAUGAGGAGGAGGAGGAAGAGGAGGAGGAGGAAGAGGAGAAGCCAAGGAAGUGCAAGGAGGAGGAAGCAGGAGAGCAAGCCAACAGUGAGAUGGCGGUGGAGUCCGUCGAGGGAGCAGAGCCGGACUACCUCCGCGUGGACGGGGAGGAUGGCAUCAGGGGCUUCGUGGACAGCCGCGGUCGGCGGUACUGGAUCCCGACGCAAGCGCAGAUACUCGUCGGCCCGGUGCAGUUCGUCUGCCACGUCUGCAGAAAGACAUUCAACAGAUACAACAACAUGCAGAUGCACAUGUGGGGCCACGGCCGUGAGUACCGGAAGGGCCCGGAGUCGCUCAAGGGCACCCAGGCGGCGACGCUGGCACUGCUCAAGCUGCCGUGCUACUGCUGCGCGCCGGGGUGCCGCAACAGCGUGGCGCACCCGCGCGCGCGCCCGCUCAAGGACUUCCGCACGCUGCAGACGCACUACAAGCGCAAGCACGGCGACAAGCGCUUCGGCUGCCGCCGCUGCGGCAAGCCCUUCGCCGUCAAGGGCGACUGGCGCACGCACGAGAAGAACUGCGGCAAGCGCUGGUUCUGCGCCUGCGGCUCCGACUUCAAGCACAAGCGCUCCCUCAACGACCACGUCCGCUCCUUCGGCGGCGGCCACCUCCCCGUCGCGCCCGACCAGCAGGCGGCGGCCGCCGUGCCGCCGCUGCUCAAGCCCAAGGAGCGGAUCAUACGCUUCGACCAGGCGGCGGCGCCGUGGAACGGAGCCCACGCCGCCCACGCAUGACUGCAGCAAGUUAACAUCUUUCGUCAGCACGCAUAGAGAUGGAAUAGAGUUACAUCGAUUGGAACAGAACAAGCCGGAUUAUGGCAUCCUGCUCGGAGGCGUACAUAGGCAAUAAGACUCUAGAGAUCGAGGUUGCUUUAAUUUGGAGGCUGUGAAGUAGAUGAAUUUUCUUCCCAAGGAGCGGGAGCUUCGGAGACUGGUAUGGUUAAUAAUGUCUCUAGCUAUAGCUCAUCGAUUUGCAAGGGAGAAAAUUUCUCAGCUUCACAUGCCGAUAUUUAGGCAGCCAUGUAUCAAUGUAUCAUGCAUGCAUGCAUGAUUUGAUUCUAUAUGAAAUCUAGUACACGUGUUAAUUAUUAGUUUAACUACA
Molecule: messenger RNA, 1967 nt
Organism: Panicum hallii
Lineage: Eukaryota; Viridiplantae; Streptophyta; Magnoliopsida; Poales; Poaceae
Product: protein TRANSPARENT TESTA 1-like
Exons: 2
Coding region: 425-1600 (391 amino acids)
Biological process (GO): anatomical structure development; regulation of gene expression
Cellular component (GO): nucleus
Molecular function (GO): DNA-binding transcription factor activity
Source: RefSeq, a predicted model, not a curated record